Messenger RNA from Hypanus sabinus (Atlantic stingray), 6944 nucleotides. RefSeq names its product guanine nucleotide-binding protein G(I)/G(S)/G(T) subunit beta-2. Gene Ontology annotation, biological process: G protein-coupled receptor signaling pathway. Gene Ontology annotation, cellular component: cytoplasm; heterotrimeric G-protein complex. Gene Ontology annotation, molecular function: signaling receptor complex adaptor activity; protein binding. NCBI's taxonomy places the organism in Eukaryota, Metazoa, Chordata, Chondrichthyes, Myliobatiformes, Dasyatidae. The coding region runs from base 361 to 1383 and encodes 340 amino acids. The record is from RefSeq and is a predicted model, not a curated record. The transcript is spliced from 11 exons.
GGCUGCCAGGGCUUGUUGCACCCAGCCUCGUCUGAGCCGAGCCGAGCCGAGCCGAGCGGAGCGGGCAGGGGGUUUAAACUCAGUUCAUUUCAAACAAAAGGCUCUCUUUGUUUUCUCUCCCUCUCCUCUCUGAAGAACAUUACAAAAGGGACACGCUUCCAGCAGCAACCUGCAAAGGAAUCGCUCUCCCGGUUUGAGCUGGAGCUGCCCGUCCUGGUACACGCAUCUGUCGGCAAAGACAGAUAGGCCCCUCGUACUUGGACCCUGUCAAGAUCAGCUUGGGAUCCUGGUCCUCAUCAAACUGAGAUUUCUGAUUGGCCAACUGGUGGUGGUUCAGCGACGUGCGCCUGACUGGAGACAAUGAGUGAGCUAGAGCAGCUACGUCAGGAGGCAGAGCAGUUACGGAACCAGAUAAGGGACGCAAGGAAAGCAUGUGGCGACUCCACGCUGUCCCAGAUUACGUCCACCCUCGACCCGGUUGGGAGAAUCCAGAUGCGGACACGCCGCACCUUGAGGGGUCACUUGGCCAAGAUCUAUGCCAUGCAUUGGGGCACCGACUCCAGACUGUUAGUAAGCGCCUCUCAGGAUGGAAAAUUAAUUAUCUGGGAUAGCUACACAACAAAUAAGGUUCACGCCAUUCCACUCCGGUCGUCCUGGGUUAUGACCUGUGCUUAUGCCCCAUCUGGUAAUUACGUUGCCUGUGGUGGCCUGGACAACAUCUGCUCCAUCUACAGCUUAAAGACCCGCGAGGGGAACGUGCGAGUGAGCAGGGAGCUCCCAGGUCACACAGGUUAUUUGUCUUGCUGCCGUUUCCUGGAUGAUAACCAGAUUGUCACAAGCUCUGGUGAUACAACCUGCGCUCUGUGGGAUAUUGAGACCGGGCAGCAAACAACUACCUUUACGGGCCACAGCGGAGACGUCAUGAGCCUCUCCCUCUCCCCGGACUUCAAAACAUUCGUGUCGGGUGCCUGUGAUGCCUCAGUCAAGCUCUGGGAUGUGCGGGACAGCAUGUGUCGACAGACCUUCACCGGUCAUGAGUCGGACAUCAACGCCGUCUGUUUCUUCCCCAAUGGGAAUGCCUUUGCCACAGGGUCGGACGAUGCCACCUGCCGGCUGUUCGACCUGCGGGCUGACCAGGAACUGAUGAUGUACUCCCACGACAACAUCAUCUGUGGCAUCACAUCUGUGGCCUUCUCCAAGAGUGGCCGCCUCCUGCUGGCUGGAUACGACGAUUUCAACUGCAACAUCUGGGACUCCAUGAAGGGCGACCGUGCUGGAGUCCUGGCCGGUCAUGACAACAGAGUGAGUUGCCUGGGGGUGACGGACGAUGGAAUGGCUGUAGCGACAGGAUCUUGGGACAGCUUCUUAAAAAUUUGGAACUAACGCUGAUGUGAAGUGCCGCCCCAGUGUAAAAAAACACACAUACACACACCACACGCAUCUUUCCUAGAUUUGAAACCUAUCACCCUCCUUCUCUCCCCCUCCCUUGAAGAAUUAACCUGGUUUGGAUUGGGGAGGAGGGGGUCGAUGUAUCUGCGAUAGAACAGAUACUGGAAAAUACAUAAUCACACCGAUAAUCGCCCCGAUUCCCAGUGUGCUCUGUUGAAGGUGAAGUUUUGCUUGUCUGUUUAAAACAUCAAAAAAUACUUUUUAAAAAAAAAUUCCAUCAGUUUGUGUAUAGAGUGCCCAGAAGCAAGGUUGAAAUUACUUCUUUUUUUUCUAAGAAAUUUGACGUGAGAGCUGUUGAUUUAAUUAUUGUCAUUGGAUUUAAUUCAUUAUGUUUGCGUUUAGUUUGUGUGUGAGUGCAUGUCCGGCGUUGAGUCUCCGCCUUUCGGUAUGGGUGUGUGUCCAUGUGUAUGAGUGCAGAAGUUCCCCUUAUCAGAAUACAGUUACUAAAACAUUUCUCACUUAGAGGUGCCCCUAAUCCUUUGAGCACUGUUGAUGCCCGGCUUAACGUUUGGAGCUGGUGGUGAGCCUUAAUGUUCACCCCGCGUCACUGUGCUCCCUCCCCCUUGCUGCCAGACAUUCUCCCCAUACUGAGCACUGUGACCAUCAGCUAAAUCCAAGGGAUGGGCCUAUGGUUGAGUAAUUUAAGAACCCUGCCCUGUGAGAACAGACUCUCUCUGUUGUGUGGGUGCUCCUAUGCUGUGAUACAGUUAAUGAAAACAGAAGCAAGUCUUUCUGUUGUGGUGGUGGUGUGGUGGGGUUGUCUCGGUUGACUGAAUACGCAGAGUGUAAGGGAAUGGAGAUGGCUUUCCCUCUUUGAGGUGCCUCCUCUGUUCCCUUGCAUCCAGGGAGAGCCACUGCCCCCCAACUCCAGAGUUCUGAGUUCAAUCCCCACCUCUGUGCGUGCAAGUGUCUGUGUGAAAUCAGCACAUUCUCCCAGUGACCCCAUGGGUUUCUCCCAGUGCUCCAGUUCCCUCCCACAUCCCAGCAGCUUAUGGGGUUGGUGGGUUAAUCAGAUGCUGUAAAUUGCCCUCUGGUGUGUGGGUGAGGAGUGGAAUCUGGGGAGAUUAACGCAGGUGAGGGUAGGAUCAGUGUAACUGGGUGGUUGGCGGUCAGCACAGAGUCUGUGGGCCGAAGGGCAUGUGUCUGUGCUGUCCCAUUCCUCCUCCGAACCAGCAUUAAGGGGGUGCACCAUGUAGUGAGACAGACUGUCCUGUCUUUCCCCUCCCACCGCAGCGUGAGUGUCUCGCGUCAGGGGGAGACCUCCAUUCUGAAAGGCCUAAGUCUGUAUUGUGCCUUUCUUCGUGUCUGGGGUUGGAAUCUGAGCAUCAUGUACACUUCUGGAUGCUUUUUACUGCAUUCUGACCCUUGCCCGUGGCCCACAUGCUCGUACAGAGGAUAGUAAAACUGUGUCCCUUCCUUGCGGAGUCUUCGUCUGAUCAUCACACCGUGGAGAGCCAGUGUAGGUGGUGAGCUGUACACUGCCUGUGCCUGCUCGUACGGGCAGAACCUGCAACAUUGCUAUGCCAGCUCUCUCAUCCUCACUGUAGCCUUGCUCGUGGCUCAUAGUCCAUAUUAAGCUUCCCUCCUCUUCACCCCAACCAUGGGGAAACUCUGCUCCCGCUUCUGUCCACUUGGAGCUGAUCACAGUUGGUGGUGGAGUGCUGUGUAUCUGUUUGUCACAGUGUGUCUGCACGUGUGUACGUUUGCAUGGAACGAGUGCAGGGAUCCUGGUUAGGGAACUGAGGCACCCACUCACAUCUCUGCACGGAGCAGUUCACCCCUCCUUUGGUCUCAGCCUGAAGCUACCAGUGAGUGACCCCAACAGCACUACCCUCCUGCCCACUGUAGCGACCUCCCAUCUCCUGCUGGGCUCGUUGUUCUCUCUCUGUCUCUGUCUUUUACUCACUCUCUCACUCUGUCUUACUCUUUCUCUCUCUCUCUCUCUCUCUCACACACACACACACUCACAAACACUCACUCAUACUCUCCCUCUAUCUCACUCUGUUCCCCCUCUCCCAACUUUCUCUCUCUUUCCCUCCCAACCAGUAACAAGAGGGCAGGGGGUGUUGUCAACUGGUCUUCCUCCAGUGUCCCAGCGUGUGGAGAGUAGACUUGGUCUCCUGACCCCACUGGUGCACUGCAUAGUUGUUCACCUCUACUGAGCGUGUGCUCACUCAUGGAAGUGGACCCUUUCAUGAUGACUCCCACCUCGUGAGGGAGUCCGGUCCACACUGUUUGCACUGGGUAAGAGGUUGGGGAUUUGCACUGAUUAUGAAAGACCCGAGUGCUAAGAUCACUGAUAAAACAAACCUUAAGCAUUUUUUGGUAACUUGUAUACCCAGCAAGUAUUCGAAUAAUUGAAAGUAAUUGCAUAUCUUGUUGAAUCAUCAAAAAUUCUGCUUUUGUGCCAUAUUUUGUAUAGUGUUCUCUCUCUAAACCUUGUUUUUUCCUCUACAUAUGGCCAUGACAUAGAAACUGUGUCAGUGCCAAGAAUAAUAAAGCUCGGUGUUCGGUCUCUGUGCCAACCACGUGUGUUGCUGUGUCCACCAGAGACCCAUGGUGGACACCAGCCAUUCUGCCUAGCCAAGAGAUCCAGCCCAAGCAAGCUGCAGGCCCAUCUGGAUGUGCCAGUAGUGUUGUAAUCUGGCAGAAAGCAUCCCCUCCUUCUGUACCCAGAUCUGUGGGGCGAGUUGGGGGGGUGGUUCUGUGCAGUGGAGUGAAGCAGCGCGGUCCCCAUUUGUGGUAGGUCACCUGGUCCCUGCCCAUCUCUCACCGUGGAAGAGAAACCCUAGAGUUAACGAUCUUAGCAAGUUUGCCGAUCUCAGCCCUGGAAACCUUUGACAAAGAUGCAUCAAUGUACACAAAAUGCCAGAGGAACUCAACAGGUUAGGCAGCAUCUGUGGAACGAAAUGGGCGAUCAACGUUUUGGGUUGAGACUCUUCAUUGUCAGCUGUCCAUUUCAUACUUGGUGGUUGGUUGUCAAAUGGCCUCUUUGCCCUCUUACCUACUUAUCCCUCCCUCCCCCUUCCUCUUACCUGCUAAGCAAACAAAAGUGAUAAUUUAGAGGUUAUUGUGUGAGAAGUAAUUAGCAUUUAGCAAGGGAAGUUUCCCUCGCAUCUAAAGAAGAGGUCUUGUAGUGUGACAGACAUUUCCUGAUCCUGAGUGUGAGCAUCUGUGACAUGCUCUGCCUGUUCCCUACCUCAUAAUCUCCCUCUCUGGGCAAGCAUUAAUACCUGCCUUCCUCCAGCAUCCCACCAUGAUCUUCCCAGCUUUUUUUUUGGAGCUUCCCAAUCUGCAACCUGCAAUCAAAUAGCUGACAGCAGAGGGGAGCAAACUGCUCCUGAAUCAUUGAAUGCAGGUCUUUGGGCUUUUCGAUGGUUGUAAUGAGAAGAGGGCAUGUCACCACAUGGUGGGGGUCCUUAGUGAUGGAUGAAGAUGACCUUGGUGCCGGAGAGGGUUGUGCCUGUGGUGGGGUUGUACAAGUCUUCAGCCCUCUGCAGCCUCUUGUAGAGUUGUGUCAAUCUAGUGGUCUGGUUGACAACAUGAUGGUGACCCCACCGCCAUUGUUGACAGAUUCUCUGAAUGCAGUCCCGCACAGUGUAAAGGGGCGGAGUUGGUGACCCUUCUCCCAAAUGCCAGCAGUGAGGACUCCUGAAGGUUGCACCAUUGAGUGUGCAGUGCAGUGCAGAGGGGAUCGUGGUCACUGCGCCCAGGACCACCCAGCCUUGAGUCGACUGGUGCUAAUAAAACCCCACCUGAGCCAUAUCACUGGGGGAGGGGGUUGGUGGUAAAUGCCAUCCCACUAACACCAUCGAGCCCCCCCCCCCCCCCCCGCCCCCGGGCUGUGGUGACAACUAGAAGUAGACUGGAGCAAUAACGAGCUGGAGGGGUUCCACUUCCAUAACCCAGCUAGCACAGCCCCCACCCUCUUUCCUUGCAGACCUUUCUUUGGAGGCAAGGUCCCUUUGAAAGUGUAUUGAGAGUGCAGUUUUGUUCUCGGUGCGGUCCUUGUUCUUGGGAUGUCUCGCUGCAUUCGUGUUCCUCAGAGCACGUUGAGGGGGAACCUCUUCACUCAGGGUUGGUGAGAGCAUGGAACAGGCUGUGAGGGCCAGUUGUCACACGUGGAUAGGGAAGUCUGGAGGCUAUGAUGCUGGUAGAUGAGAUGAGGUGCAGACCAGUUGGGCAGAAGGACCUGUUUCUCUACGCUCUAAUUUUAUGUAUGCAGCUGAUGGUAUUAGUGCAAGGAAGCUUUGUCCGCACUGUAGGGGGGUGGGAGAUAUAUGCCCUCACCUUUCUCCCCCCCCCCCCCCCCCUCCGCCCAGGACUCUAUGCGGAUUGCUGGGCAAGCCUCUGGUUACAUGUUGGUAAGGUGCGUUGUCUCCCACCUCUAGAGAUUUGGGUUCAGUCCCGACCUCCAGUACUUCUGGAAUGUUCCCCCCCCUAGCGCUUCUGUUUCCUCCAUAUCCCAAUGAUGUGUGAGGUUGCUGGGUUAACUGCCUCCCACUCCAGCGCCCUUUCAUGUGUAGUGAGUGGGAAUAUGCUAGAAGUGGAGUUGAUGGUAAUGUGUAACUGGGGCGGGUCAGCGUGGGCCGGAGGGCCUGUUUCUGAGCUGCCUCCUCCAAGCCAGAGUUAAGGGAAGGGAGCACCGUGUAGUGGAACAAACUGCCCCCUUCUCCCCACUGCAUGUGUGAGUGUCUCACCUCGCCACCCCCAGAAUUGGGGAGAGACCUCCGUCCCGAGGGUAACCCAUCAAGCCUGAUAGGGAAGCUGCUGCUUUGUCACCACUGCUAGGAGGGAUUUAAUCCUACAUGGCUGGGAGGCUGAAUGUGUCACCAAAAAAAUCUUGCAGAUGCUGGAAGUCCAAAGCAACCACACACAAAGUGUUGGAGGAACUCAGAAAACUAAGCAGCUUCUACGGAGAGGGGGGAUCAAUUGGUCAACAUUUGGGCUAAGACCCUUCUUCAGGACACAGAUGCUGCCUGGCCUGCUGCAUUCCUCCAGCAUUUUGUGUCCCAGGUUACGAGCUGGGUGGGUGAGCCACUGUCUUACAGGCUCCAGAGAAGAGCAAGAGAGGGAGAACAGGAAUGAAAAGCUGCUAAUAAACUUCAUCUUAGUGGACCCAAGUGAUUCAAGUAUUUUAAAUCAACCCUAACAGGGUUUACCAAACAUCCCCUUCACUGCGUCUCCUGUACCUCCUUCCUCCCCUCAAGAGGUGACACCCACACACCAGUUUACAGUUGGAACUCCCUCCUGUGCCUGAUUAACCGCGUGCAGACUCUUCCACCUCAGGCAAGCUAUUUGUGUUUCAAAUGGAAGAUAAUGUUUAAGAAAACAAAAUUUUAAAAAAUGUCUAUUGUCGCUCACUUUUACUUUGUGUGUAUAUAUUAUAUAUAUUGAAACAACCUCUGCAUAGUGUGGUAACACAUUAUAAUGGGGAAAUAUCUAUGUUGUGUAACAAGAUACGAACCGUGCAUUUAUAAAAAAAAAAAUUCCUA